UUUAACUUCAGUACUCCCCUGGGAGUAGAGUAAACUCAGUUCAGUUACGCUGUGUGCACUGCUGUCACAGUAGCCUUUUUACGACAUAACACCGCUGUCGUUUUUAGGCGCAUAUGUUGGAUUUUAAUGUCAGAAAACCAAGGAAAAUUAAUUUGUUUUUAUCAAGCUUCAGUAUAGUCCAGUAACGUUACAUAUAAUUAUUGCAUCCGAGUUUAUCGAAUAAAUACGAUUUAGAAAGAAAUGGAGGGGCUCUUCCACGAAGAUUUGGCAGCCUUGUCAGAUUUGGAUGAACAAAGUUUGUUGGAAUCCCUGAGUCAACGGUUCAAACAAGAUCGCAUCUAUACCUACAUUGGGGACAUCUUGGUGGCCAUAAAUCCAUUUAAAUACCUCCCUCUCUAUGUGAAAGAGGUGUCAGAGAGGUAUAAGUACCAUGAGAAGAGCAAGCUACCUCCUCAUAUAUUCGCUGUGGCAGACAGAGCCUACCAGUCCAUGAUGGGAAGGUUAGCCACGGGACCCCGAAACCAAUGCAUUGUUAUCAGUGGGGAGAGUGGAGCAGGGAAGACCGAGAGCACCAAGCUGCUGCUCAGACAGAUCAUGGAGCUGUGCAGAGCCAACUCACAGCUGGAGCAACAGAUACUACAGGUGAAUCCUCUGCUGGAGGCCUUUGGCAAUGCCCAGACUGUGAUGAAUGACAACAGCAGUCGCUUCGGGAAGUACAUUCAGUUGCGCUUCCACAACUCCUCAGUAAAAGGAGCUAAGAUCAACGAGUACCUCCUGGAGAAGUCUCGUGUGGUCCACCAGGAUGAGGGCGAGAGAAACUUCCAUAUCUUCUACUGCAUGCUGGCGGGCAUCUCCCCGGAAGACAAAGAAAUGUAUGGACUCCUGGACCCCACGCAGUACAGGUAUCUGAAUGGGCGGUACGGCUCUGAGGACAUAGUGAGGAAAUGGGGGGAGAAGUACAGUGAAGUGUGUAACGCAAUGGACAUGGUGGGAUUUCAGGAACAGGAGAAGGUAGACAUGAUGACUAUCCUGGCAGGGAUCCUGUCUUUGGGAAACAUCAUGUUUGAGCCCACAGAGACUGACGUGCUCAGGGUCACUGGCAAGUCCAUGGGCUGGCUCAAAGCCACAGCUGGUCAGUUUGGGGUGCAGGAGGAGGAGUUGCUGAGGAGUCUGACCUGUACUCUGUCUGUGACGAGAGGAGAAGCCAUCCGCAGGCUGCACAACCAGCAGCAGGCCGAGGAUGCCAGGGACUCCAUUGCCAAAGUGGCUUAUGGGAGAGUAUUUGGCUGGAUUGUCAGUAAAGUUAACGAACUGCUGGCUCCCAAUGUUGACUUUGACGUUGAGCUGAAUGAAAUAGGUAUCCUUGACAUUUUCGGGUUUGAGAAUUUUGCCGUGAACCGUUUUGAGCAGCUCUGCAUCAACCUGGCCAAUGAACAGCUGCAGUACUUCUUUAACCACCACAUCUUUCUGAUGGAGCAGAAUGAAUACAAGGAAGAGGGCAUCGAGUGGGAGACGAUCUCCUUCAAAGACAACAAGCCUAUCCUGGACCUGAUCCUUACUAAACCUAUUGGGAUACUUUCUCUCCUGGACGAGCAGAGUGCCUUUCCUCAGGCAUCAGACAGAGACUUUGUGGACAAGUUGAACAGUAAAUUUAAAAGCAGCCCCCACUAUGAGGUGGUCCGGAGUCACAGCCCCCUCUUCACUGUGGUUCACUAUGCUGGGAAGGUGAGGUUACAUACCUCCUUUAUAAUAGUACUUUAUAAUGCACUAUGAGGUGGUCCGGAGUCACAGCCCCCUCUUCACUGUGGUUCACUAUGCUGGGAAGGUGAGGUUACAUACCUCCUUUAUAAUAGUACUUUAUAAUGCACUAUGAGGUGGUCCGGAGUCACAGCCCCCUCUUCACUGUGGUUCACUAUGCUGGGAAGGUGAGGUUACAUACCUCCUUUAUAAUAGUACUUUAUAAUGCACUAUGAGGUGGUCCGGAGUCACAGCCCCCUCUUCACUGUGGUUC
Messenger RNA from Oncorhynchus nerka (sockeye salmon), 2011 nucleotides. RefSeq names its product unconventional myosin-VIIa-like. The record is from RefSeq and is a predicted model, not a curated record. The transcript has 14 exons. Gene Ontology annotation, biological process: peptidyl-serine phosphorylation; regulation of actin filament length. The coding region runs from base 241 to 1773 and encodes 510 amino acids. Gene Ontology annotation, cellular component: myosin complex. NCBI's taxonomy places the organism in Eukaryota, Metazoa, Chordata, Actinopteri, Salmoniformes, Salmonidae. Gene Ontology annotation, molecular function: ATP binding; protein serine/threonine kinase activity; microfilament motor activity.